Molecule: messenger RNA, 4442 nt
Organism: Varanus komodoensis (Komodo dragon)
Lineage: Eukaryota; Metazoa; Chordata; Lepidosauria; Squamata; Varanidae
Gene: ACAP1
Product: ArfGAP with coiled-coil, ankyrin repeat and PH domains 1
Exons: 23
Coding region: 93-2387 (764 amino acids)
Cellular component (GO): cytoplasm
Molecular function (GO): protein binding; GTPase activator activity
Source: RefSeq, a predicted model, not a curated record
GGUCCAGGUGCCGCCGGCCGCCGCCGUUCCUGCGCCGUCGCUUCGGGGCGCCCCCACGACGCGCCGCUGCUGAGCCGGGGGCCGCCGGCAGGAUGACCGUCAAGCUGGACUUCGAGGAGUGCCUGAAGGACUCGCCCCGCUUCAGGGCUGCCGUUGAGACGGUGGAAACGGACGUGUCUGUGCUGGAGACGCAGUUGGAGAAGCUGCUGAAGCUCUGCACCACCAUGCUGGACUCGGGGCACCAGUACUGCACCCACAGCAAGAGCUUCCUGUCCGGCAUCCAGGAGCUCUCCCAGAAUUCGCCGGGCGACACCAUGAUGAGCGAGUGCCUAGAGAAAUUUUCCUCGAGCUUGAACAAGAUGAUCGAGAAGCACGAGGAAUUUCUGGACGUGACGCAGCAGACGCUCAAGUACCAGCUGCAGAGUUUGGUGAAGGAAGACAUAAAGCACUUUAAGGAGGUCCGGAAGGAGUUCGAGCGCGGCAGCGAGAACCUGGCCAGCGCCCUGCAGCACAACGCGGAGGUGCCCCGCCGGCGCCAGCACGAGGCCGAGGAGGCCGCGGCGGCCCUGACGUCUGCGCGCACCGCCUUCUGCGCCCGGGCCCUCGACUACGUCCUGCGGAUCAACGUGAUCCAGUCCAAGAAGAAGUUUGAGAUCCUGAAGUUCAUGCUGACGCUGAUGGAGGCGCAGUCCUUGUUCCUCGAGCAGGGGGCCCAGGUGACCAAGCAGCUGGAAAAGUAUCGCAAGGACCUGGCGGCGCAGCUCCAUCAGCUGGUCCUGGAGUCGGCCCGAGAGAAGCGGGAGAUGGAGCAGCGUCACACCAUGAUCAAGCAAAAGGACCUGUCCCAGGAGGACGUCCUUCCCGAAGCCCGGGCAGAGCCAGGCAGGGCGGUGAUGGAGGGGUACUUGUUCAAACGGGCCAGCAACGCCUUCAAGACGUGGAGCAGGCGCUGGUUUUCCAUCCAGAGCAACCAGCUGGUGUACCAGAAGAAGGCCAAGGUCGCUGUGACGGUGGUCAUGGAGGACCUCCGGCUCUGCACGGUCAAGCCCUGCCCGGACCACGAGCGCCGUUUCUGCUUCGAGGUGGUGUCGCCCACCAAGAGCUGCCUCCUCCAAGCGGACUCGGAGAAGCACCAGAACGCCUGGGUCACUGCCGUUCAAAACAGCAUCGCCUCCGCUUACAGCGAGGACCGCUUGGAGUUCCAGGGACAGCCCCUGGAACGGACGGCCUCCCUCUCCGUGGCCGGACUGCGGUCCCCGACCAGUCGGAAGCUCCGGGGCGGCGUGGACAAGCACGUGGUGGACAAGCUGCAGCGCCUGGAGGGCAACGCGCAGUGCUGCGACUGCCGCGAGGCGGCCCCCGAGUGGGCCAGCAUCAACCUGGGCGUCACGCUCUGCAUCGAGUGCUCCGGCAUCCACAGGAGCCUGGGGGUCCACUUCUCCAAGGUACGAUCGCUGACGCUCGACUCCUGGGAACCUGAGCUGGUCAAGUUGAUGUGCGAACUGGGGAAUCAUGUGAUCAACCAGAUUUACGAGGCUCGGGUGGAGGAGAUGAACAUGAAGCGGCCCCACCCGAGCAGCUCACGGUUGGAGAAGGAAGCCUGGAUCCGGGCCAAGUACGUGGAAAAGAAGUUCAUCACCAAGUUCCCCAAGGCCGGGCUGCGCCCCAUGCCGGGCAGCGAGGUCCGGACCCCCGAGAAGCCGCCGAAGCCGUUCCUCAAGCCGAAGCCUCCGCACCAGGCCCGCGGGAAUGCAGGCAGUGGUCCCCGCCGUGUGAGCCCCCCCUCCGGUGUGGCCCCUGGAGGCCAGCGGGAGGGGGUGUCUCCGGGCGCCACCCCCCCUCCGGAAAGCCUGCAGAGCCUGCACCCGGGGGCCCUGCUGUACCGUGCGGCCGCUGCGCCCCCCAGCUUGCCCACGAUGGCCGACGCUCUGGCCCACGGCGCGGACGUCAACUGGGUGAACAUGGCCCAGGAGAGCCGCACGCCCUUGCUACAGGCGGUCGCUGCAAAUUCUCUGCUGGCCUGUGAAUUCCUGCUGCAAAACGGAGCCAGCGUCAACCAGCCGGACAGCAGGGGGAGGGGGCCGCUGCACCACGCCACCACCCUGGGCCAUACCGGCCUGGCUUGCCUGUUCCUCAAGCGCGGGGCCAACAUGAACGCGGUCGACAGGGACGGCAAGGAUCCGCUCAGCAUCGCCAUCGAUCUGGCCAACGCGGACAUCGUGACCCUGCUGCGUUUGGCUAAGAUGCGUGAAUCGGAGCUUGCCCAGGGCCAGUCGGGAGACGAGACCUACCUUGACAUCUUCCAUGACUUUUCCCUCAUGGCGUCCAACGACCCGGACAAGCUGACUCGGCGAAGCGGAGACCUGAUGAAGCUGACGACCCUGUGAAGCCCCCACGGACCCCAGACGGAUGGGAACACGUGGGCAGACACCUCUCGGAGGCGCUGGUUUGCAGAACCUCUGGGGACAGGAGCGAGCUGCCGUCUGGUGUGGGCCGUGGGGACAGCAGGGACCAGGCGCCGAGAUCUGCUCCUUCCUACCCUGCUUGGGAGACUGCGCAGCGCAAAAGAGCCCAGCAGGGCUGAAGUACCGGCCUCUCGGGCACAUCACUCGGGACCCUUCAGCACCUCCGCAUUUUUUAAUUUAUUGCCCUGGGAGAGGGCUUCGCCCGCUCUGCGUCGCGGCUGUGGCCACUGGACGGAUACGAAAAGGGCGGCGUGCUUUCCUCCCCUUUGAUCCAGCUCCGGUUAACUUCCGCCCCUCCCCAGGGGGGCUGGGUGGGCACAGCAGUGCCGGCACGUGAUGCGUGGGAGAGGACACGCAAUAAACCGGUUGUGUUCAGUGGGGCACCUUGUGUGUGCGCACGUGCUCUGCAGACACCCAGCCCCGAGACGGGAGGGGUCCUUUGCGGUGGCUGCGACGCUGCAGGCAGCUGUGGUGGGAAGGCUUCCCAGACAGAUUCCCUUGGAUGCAGACCUCGUCCCAUCGAUGCCAGGCCCCGGCAGAGUCCUAAAAUUUAAGCUGAUCUGUAGACAGAGCUCCCAAACCCAAUUACGAGUUCAUGUAUCCAAGUACCCAUGUGCUCGCCUUCUGUGCCGUACCUAAUUUUCCUGGGCUGUGGUUUAUUUUUAAGGCAUGGGGGCUUCGUGGGUCAGGGCUGGAGCCCCUUCUUGGCUGCAUCAAGCCCCAUGUUCGCCUCUGAGCAUCCCAGCUAAACUGGGGAAGAAAAAGGCCUGGGACCCAGUAAGCCAGAGUCAGGGGCGCCCGGCGACAGCUUCAAAGGGAAGGGCAAAGUUUGAACCCUGCUCCAGCAUCAUGAAAUGAGGAUACUCUGUACAUGCUCCACAGAGCUUGUAUUCACCACUGCUGGUACGCCUGGCUUGCAUUUGAGCCUCGGUGCAUCCCAGGUUAGAUCUUGCAUUCUGCUGAGGGAAACGGCCGGGCCGGAAGCACAGCUGGCUUGUAUCCUAUUUACAGCGUGGCUGGAAAAGAAGAGCUUGUAUGAAGCGGUCGCUGGCAGGGGGCCUUUAGCAGCUGAGCCACCGGAAGAAAUCCAGGAGUUGCACCCUGUCGCCCCAGUACGGGGUGAGGGAACGGGUAGGAGACGUCUCUUCAGUUUGCAUCUCAUGGGGAACCAACCAGGUUUGCGCUUCCUUGCACCGAAAAGCAACCUGGAAUGUCGUUCUGUUUUUCGGAGCAUGUGAGAUGCUGUCCAGGAGUGGCGCUUACGCAAAAGCAAGAACUGGUCACACGGCACGGCGGGUUGCGGAAGUUUUCUCUGCUGACCCAUCCCAGCUUCUAGCGGACGGGUGCCCUUUCCCUGCCCGUCUCCCUUCCCCGUUGCUCCGCUGUGUCGGAAUCGGGAGAGGAAGAGCCUCAUGGCCACGCACCUGGUUUGCGGGAAAGUUGCGCAGGGAGAAGAAAGCCAGCGGGGAGUGCAGGAAGCGGCAGUGCUGGGGUCGGGGGGGGGGGACCCUUCUGGCGGGGGACCCUGCGGGAACGGCCCCCGGGGCUUCUCUUUCGGGCUUCUGGGAGGGAUAUUUCCCGCUCCUACCUGGAGGUGCACCUGCAGAGCAGAGCAGACCUCGGCCACUGGUCUGUGGCCCUGCAGUUUGCUGCCUCGCACGCCUCUCCCCCCUUCCUCCCCGCUCGGUGGCGGAGCCACUCCGGAGCCGUGGCCCAGGGGCACGUGGCGUGGGAGCGAAAGUGCCUGCGCCAUGUCCAUCAGGUAAUGGAGCCUUGGCAGAGUUGCUUCGACUUUUGCCGGCGGGGGCUGGGGGCGGGGAAUCUGGGGGCCCUGGGGCCCCAUUCAGCUCAGGGGUCUCUCCCUGGGAUUCUGGGCAGACGCGCCCACGCAAAUUCCAGCCUGACCCCACACAGACUUGAUAUUCAAUUCAAUUUCUUUAUUUGUGCAAAUGUAAUAAACCCCCUAAGAGGUAAGGA